AUUAUGUGAGAUUAAAUCAAGCUUUUUGGUUUUAGGGGCUCAAGAGGAGGCAAAAAGAAAGAAAGACUGUGAAGAAUUUGGAAAUAUAAUGAAGGAUGAGUUGAGAAAAGAAUGUCCGGAUUACAUGACUAGGAGAUCAGAAACUGAUUAUUUAAAUAACCACCUAAGUGAUCGACACAAAAAGAUUAUUAAUCUUGAAUUUUUACAAUGCCCACAUGACGAUGGUGAUGAUGCUUAUUAUGCCUUAGAACUUUUAGGCUGGGAAUGUGGUGAAAAAGAUCCCGGCGAUCGUGAGAUUAUAGAUGAAUUGAUGACGGAAAGAGAUUCGCGUUUGAAUGAUGAACUCGAGGAAUUCUUAUAUUUUGACGAGAAUAGGGAUAUAUAUAGGGAUACAUAUGGGUACGAUCAGGCUGAAGGGGGUUUCAGUUCGGUGUAUAAUGCUAUAUGGUCAGGAGGAAUAAGAAAAAUUGAGAUUGGUGAUGAUUUUAUAAGAGCUCGUAGUGAACCAUACACUGUUGCUCUUAAAACAUUUAAAGAUGAAAAUAAUAGCUUGGUAGAAAUUGAAAAUCAUUUGGAGUGCAGAUUUGUUGGUAGUGGAUUAAAAAUUUACGGAAUAACAAGAAAUACAUUAGCCAAUGGGCGUUUCAAAAAAACGACGUUAAAGAUUAUUGAUGGUUUACGUCCUGAUUGUGCUCCCAGAACUCCAAAAUACUAUAAAAAGUUAGUAUAUGUACAGACUCGGAUCCUCAGAAAAGACCCAGUGCUGUAG
This is a messenger RNA of Racocetra fulgida, 769 nucleotides long. NCBI's taxonomy places the organism in Eukaryota, Fungi, Glomeromycota, Glomeromycetes, Diversisporales, Gigasporaceae. The record is from the annotation of a GenBank genome assembly.